Messenger RNA from Saprolegnia diclina VS20, 1337 nucleotides. RefSeq lists its product as hypothetical. Lineage: Eukaryota; Oomycota; Saprolegniomycetes; Saprolegniales; Saprolegniaceae. The record is from RefSeq and is a predicted model, not a curated record. The annotation marks the transcript as partial. The transcript has a single exon.
GAUGGCCACCACCAUUCCCAUGGCCACCGCGGUCGGAGGCAGCCACGAACUCUUGGCAGCCAUCGCCAACUACGUACCCAGUGCUACGGCCUUGCGUGCGCUCUUGGAAGCGCUGCCACCCGACUUCUUCAGCGACACGCGGGUCGGCAGCCUCCGCAACCCGUGGCCCGGCGUCCUCUGUCUCCUCCAGCAUCCGCAACUAGACCCAAGCACGCUCUGGCCAACGCUGCAAUUCAAGGCUGUCGCAGCUGUGUUGGACCCGCAGGGCAAACGCAAUGUGUGGUUGUGCCCGGAGCUUCGGCCGCUCUGGGCCGCGGGCGUUGACGUGACCAUGGAGUCCAUGGACGCGCGCCAAGUCGACGGCCUUUGCAAAGCGCAGCCACGCCUGCUUGACGCUGAUAUCAUGUGCUCGCUGACGCCCAUGACGGUCAACAUCGCUAGCGGCGUCUGGACCAGCUGUACGCUCUCUCUUUCGUUAUCUAAAAGCCAAGAUGACAUCCUGCGCAUGGCGUCCAUCCUGGCGUCCACGCCGUCACUACGCCGCGUCACGCUCGACCUCUCGCAGAUUGCGUAUGCUCGCGUCAUGGAGUGUGAGGAGCACGGGGAAGUGUACCGGUCCUACGGCGCUCCACUGCCUGCCGAUCUCGAGCCACACGUGUGGGCUGCCCUCGCAGCAUCACAAGCCGUCGAUGUCACCUUCCUCGGCGGCAACCUCUUGGCGACACCCAACGGCAUUGCAUCGGCAAUCCAAUGGCUUGCGUCUUGUCGUAUCCGGUGUCUCUGCCUUGCUGACGUUAACGUCGAGGUCAACGGCGUCGGUGCCCUCAUGACGGCCAUGCGCAACUGCACCACGCUCUCGCACCUCGAGCUCAGCUACGAUCACACGCUUCUACCGGCGCUCUUAUCCAUGUCGCUGCCACGUCAUGUGCGCCGUCUGCGCUUGUUUGUGAGCGAGCCGCAUUCCCCCGACUCGAUCUGCCACCGGAUCACGACACUUUCAGUGCCCUGCGGCGUCGCUCAGUUUUUAGCCUCGGCCAUUGCGGCCUCUGCCUUGACCUUCUUGUCCAUCGACGUCGACGGCUGUGGCGACGAGAGUACCGCUGCAAUUUUGUCAAUGGUGCUGACGCAACUGCCGGACCUCGCACACUUGGAAUUGGUCCGCUUUCGAAGAGGCCCGCAGGUCAAGCUCGUGCUGGAAGCGGGCGCGGCUCGGCUCGCAGCGCUCGCUUCCGUGCGGUUCCACGAGCUCGCAGAAGACAUUUUCGACACGUAUGGCGCGUCCGACUACUAGCGUAAUGCCAUCAGUCGUCUUUGUAUAUUGCAUUUGGUAUUUUUAA